Molecule: messenger RNA, 931 nt
Organism: Radiomyces spectabilis
Lineage: Eukaryota; Fungi; Mucoromycota; Mucoromycetes; Mucorales; Radiomycetaceae
Product: alpha subunit of riboflavin synthase
Exons: 2
Coding region: 113-790 (225 amino acids)
Biological process (GO): riboflavin biosynthetic process
Molecular function (GO): riboflavin synthase activity
Source: RefSeq, a predicted model, not a curated record
GAAUGAGGAUAGGUGUCGCUGAGAUUUAAAUCAUGCGCGCAGUCGUUUUUAAACUUUGAGAGGGCCUAAAUCACUUCUUUGUUACAUUUUGAUUAUCAAGAUCAUUCCUCUCAUGUUCACUGGUCUCGUUGAAAUUAUCGGUCAAGUCACUUCGGUUGUUGAGCAAGAUCAGACAGCCUCCGGUGGAGGUGGUUGGACUAUUACCGUCGGCGAAGCAAGCCCCAUUUUAACCGAUUGUCACAUUGGUGACAGCAUCGCUAUCAAUGGUACUUGCUUGACAGUAACUGAAUUUGACGAAAAUACGUUCAAGGUGGGCGUCGCUCCCGAAAGCUUACGACGAACCAAUCUCGGUGACCUCAAAGUGGGAAGCAAAGUGAAUCUGGAACGAGCCAUGGAUGCGCAAAAGCGCUUUGGUGGCCAUAUGGUUCAAGGUCAUGUCGAUGCUACUGUGAAAAUCGUAUCCAUCACACCGGAAGGAAACUCGCUAUGGUUCAAAUUCCAAUUGGACGAAGAACAAAAGGAUAUGAUGCGAUAUAUCAUUCCCAAGGGAUUCAUUGCCCUGGACGGUACUUCGCUCACCGUAUGCGACGUUGAUGAUGCUGAACGCACCUUUACCAUCAUGAUGAUUGCUCAUACCCAGGAACACGUGAUUAUGCCCUUGAAACAAAUAGGCGAUCGUGUCAAUGUCGAAAUGGAUAUGCUGGCCAAGUACGCUCUCAAAAGCCUGGAAAACGCUAUCAAACAAGGCGAAGGAUUAGAAGCACUGCUUAAACGUAUUGCGCGCGCUUAAAUAUCAGCAAUAAAAAAUUCGAAUAAAGGACAGGCGAGACUAUUUGCGAAAGCGGGCUACUUGGGAUUUGCGUUGUUCGGGUGUUAUAAUGGAUUGAAAUUGAUAGUUGAGAUCCAUCCAUAUUUUUAGUGUUAACUGUAU